Schistosoma curassoni is the source of this 4898-nucleotide messenger RNA. The record is from the annotation of a GenBank genome assembly. NCBI's taxonomy places the organism in Eukaryota, Metazoa, Platyhelminthes, Trematoda, Strigeidida, Schistosomatidae.
ACACUUUUCGGCAUGAAUAAACUGGCCGAAUUCCACAUGUGACCAUACCUGAGAUACACACUCGGGUUUAUUAAUUAUAUUGUCAUACAAGUAAACAAAAAAGACAAAAAUUCUUGGAAUUUGAUUGAUUUCUUCUUGUUUUUUUCAAAAAACCAUAGUUGGGGUCUACGAGAGAAUAGUAAGGGAGAAAAUUAAGUAGAAACAAACAAACAAACAAACAAACAUGAAACAACAAUCACAAAAACAGCAACAUUCCAAUGUUUCUACAACUCAGGAUAAUGUUAUUUCAUCUAAUGUCAAUAAAUAUACGUAUUCAAUUAAUAAUAAGGGACAAGAGAAGAAAAUUAUUGCAUGUCGACAUAAAUCAAAUAUGAAUCAACUAAGAACGAAUGAAAAAUCUGAUCACAAAUUAUUAACCAAUCAAAAAAUAACUGGAAUAGAGAAUACUAUUCAUGUUGUAUCUGAUUCAUAUCAAUGUCAACAAUCAUCUUUAUCUCCUCUCCCUAUUCAAAAUAAUAACUCAAAUUGUUAUGAUUUAAUGAAUAGAAAACAACAAAUGAAACAUAAGGAUUUGUUAUCACGUUCAUUAAAAUUACCAACAUCUAAUGAACAUGAAUGUAAGUUAAAACAAUAUGGAUUAAAUACGGAUAAUAGUCAUCGUGAAAUAAUUCAAGAAAGUUAUACAACAUUAUCUGGACCGAUUACAACUAAUAAUAUUACAAUGACAACAAUUAAUACUAGUACUAGUAUACCGACUAGUUCAGAAAUUCAUGAAUCUAAAUUUUAUCAUCAACCUGAAAAUAUUGAAAAUAUGAAUGCAUUUGGACGUGUUAUUAUUGAAAUCAUCAAAGAAGAAAAGUCUAAUUUAGGGUUAACUGUUUCUGAUAGUUCUAAUCAGGGUGAAGCUCCAGUUAUUUUAAAUAUUCGUCCUGGAAGUAUUGCAGACAGAAAUGAUUGUUUCCUACCAUAUGAUCAUAUUUUAUCAAUGAAUUUCAUGAAUAUAUCAAGUGAAAACUCUACUUCAAAUAAACAUUUGGGAUCUAAAAUUCAGAUGGAAAUUGGAUAUGAAUUACCAGCAUUACCUCCUGUUGGUUGUACCGUUAAACACAUGGUUGUCAAUUUGAAAAUUAGUUCUGAUGGUGUUGGUUUAGUUGUUCGUGGUGGAUGGAAUAAAUCACCAUUACUUAUUCGACCAUUAACUGUUAUGCAUAUACGACAAAAUAGUGCUGCUGACUGUGACGGACGAAUAAAACCUGGGGAUCGUAUACUCACAAUUAAUAGUAUACACACAGGACAAUUAACUUGUGAAGAAGCAAUGAAAUUAAUACAGUCUAUUAGAAAUUGCUUAACACUAACUAUAGAGUACAAUGUAGCUAAUUUCGAAGAGGAUCGUCGUAUAUCUGGUGCAGUUGUAGUUGAAAUUGAAAAACCAGCCAAUGAAGAUUUAGGAAUUAGUUUAGCACCAUGUCAUGAAGUGAAAACUGGUCAAAAUGCAUUUUUCAUUGAUAAUAUCAGACAAGGAAGUAUAGCCGAUAGAUGUGGAGCUUUAUUUGAAGGUGAUCGAGUUGAAUCCAUCGAUGAUAUAUGCGUAGAAAAUAUUAAACUUCAAGAAGCAAUGUACAGAUUAAAAAAUAAUGGUUUAAAUGUAAUACGUUUACAAAUUGUACCAAAUGCUAUAAUGAAUUCAGAUAAAUCAAUACAGAAUAAUUCAGAAUGUUUAAAAUCCAUGAGAUCUCUAAGAUCAGCAACUCCAUUGAGUAGUACACCAACAGCGGCUUGUCGAUGUGAAGAAGUUGAAGUGCUACUUGAGCCAUAUGAAUAUAUAGGCUAUGGAUUUACAUUGAUUGCUCCAAUAUCAAAUCAGUUCUCUUUAGAACUGACCAGUUUUCCCUUGAUCGAUCAAGUGGAUCCACGUGGACCAGCAUUUAAAUCUGGCGUUAUUCAAGAAGGUGAUAGAGUAAUAUGUAUUAAUGGUCAAUCUACAUUAAAUAGAACUAUUGAUGAAUUAAUUCAAAGAUAUUUAGAACCAACUGAUUUUGAAAAGAAAUACUUUCGUGUUCAAUCAUUAACACUUUUGAUACAGUAUACUGUAGCAGAUUCAGUGGUUCCUGCAACGGGCAUUUUUGAUGUCAAAUUAAUAAGAAGAUCGGUUAGUUUAGGUAUUAAUCUUCAAGCGUCAAUCAAUAAAACAUCUGGACAACCUUUAUUAAUUAGUAAAGUGAUUCCUGGUAGUGUUGCAAGUCGUAGUGGUUCUAUCAAUCCAGGUGAUAUACUAUUAGCUGUGAAUGGUAUUCAUCUUUCAUCAUGUAGUCUUUCUGAGGCGAUACAACUUUUACAAUCACCAGAUGAUGAUAUAAUAAUAUUGAGAAUACAAAAAAUGGAUACUUAUUCAUCAAAAACAGAAUUAGAAAUAAAAUAUGGUUCUGAUAGUUCGGUUGUACAUGAUUAUCUCUAUGACAGACAACAACAACAACAACUCCAACAUCAACAUCAAAGAAAACAGUUGUAUCGAAAAAGUUUUGAUGAAAAUUUAAUGAAUAAGUGUUUAAAACCAGAAACACAGUUUAGAACACCUCAAAAUGAAGAUACUAACAGCAGAGAUAAUUCAAAUGAGGAAACAAAGAAAUUAUCAGACAAUAAUAUUUCAUCUGCAUCAUCAUUUUCUCAUAAUCAAUCAGCACGCAAAUCAUAUCAACAUCAUCACCACCAUCAUCAACCACAACAGCAUUCUCUUGUAGUACAACAGUGUCCAAUUGAAAAAUUAUUUCCCAGUGAUCUAGGAGAUUCUGAGAAAUUAUAUAGAUAUCCAACUGGUACCAGUAAUAGUCCAACAGUGCAAGAUCAUACACACCGAUUUCAUCAAUUUCAAAAUGUCAAGAGUCAAAGAACUAACCAAGAUGAACUAAAUCAAAAUCAGUUCGAUAAUCAGCCUAAACAAUUCAUGAAUUCUAAAUCAGAUUAUUCAUUGGAACCUGAUAUAAAUGUUGUUCAAGUAAUAUUACGACGUAAAUCAUCUAAUUGUCCAUGGGGUAUUACUAUUUGUGGAACAGAUGAUGCACCAGAUAUACCAGUAUUAAUUGAUUCAUUAAAUCCUGGUGAUCCUGGAGCUGAAUGUGGUUUAAUACAUCCUGGUGAUAGAAUAUUAGCUAUAAAUGGUAUUACAUUACAUAAUGGUCAUACAUUAACACAAGCAAUGCGUAUGUUACAACAUUAUCCAGAUAAAGUUAUAUUACAUAUUGCACGUAAAUCGAAUUCAUUUACUACAACUUCUAUUGCUAGCACUACUACAACAUCUAUUAGUAUUGGUACAAUGCAUAAUAAUACAAUUAAUGGACAGAAACAACCCAUAAAUCACUUUCCUUUAUCUAGAAAAUGUACACUUGUAAAGGCUGUAGCUACAAGCAAUUUCAGUAGAUCCUUUGAUUCAAUAUCAAAUAGUCUCAGUUCAAAUUCUGUAUCGAAUAAUAAUAUUGUUGAGGGACAACUUUUAACUGGACUUACACCACAGAAUAAUGAUAAUAAUAAUAAUAAUAAGUAUAACAAUAAUAUACGACUACAGAAUCAUAGUGAUGAUUCAAAAAUAUCUGUACAAAAGUUUAAAACAUUAUAUGAUCCUAACCAAUGUGCACAAGUUACGGAUACGUCAUGGGCAAUUUCAAGCAGUUAUCCAGAUAGAAGUGUUGUUAGUGAAUCAAAUACACUGAAUCGUUCAGUUCCAAAAUCCUCUACAACUAUUUUGAGUUCAGGACCUGGAGCUAUGUAUAUUCAUCAAGGAAUAUCACCUAAAAAUACACCUAGUGAGAAUUUAAAUGUAAAAGUACCAUCAAAUAAAUCUCGUACAAAAACAAUAAAAUCUCGUCAUCGUUGUUCAUCAUCUUCUUCAAAACGUCGAACACAUUUACCAUCUACUGAUGAGCAUCAAAUUAAUGAAUUAGAAAAAUCAAAGUAUUCACAAUUAUUUAUUCAACAAUAUUCAGAUACUACAACAAGUGAAUUAAAUGAUGAUGAAAAUAUUCAAGAACAACAAAAUAAUUCUAAUCAACCAUUUAUACAUCAACAUCAUCAACUAUCAUACAAUUAUUUGGAUCAUCCAUAUAUACAAUCGAAUAAAGAUUAUUUACAAAUGGAUUUAAAUUUUAUUCAAUGUUCAGGUUGUCGUAAAGCAGUUGAAAAAGAAAUUAAAUAUUAUUUAUUAAAACAACAAAAAUCUUUUGAAACUACACGACGAGCUUCAUCAUCAAAUAGAAAAGAGUAAGUUCUUGAUCAUGAUUAUUACUUCAUUUAUUUCUAUAUGCAUAAACGAUGCAAUCAAAUUAUUUUUUUUUGUUUUAACAGAAUAUUUUAUCAGUUAUUAUCUAUAUUUUGAAUAUAAUACUCAUCAAGGAGUGACAUGACCUAGAAAACUAUUGAAAGUCUGGAAGUUUGAGGAUGGCCAGUUUGAAAAUCUAGGCUAUCUGUUCCUCGUAUCUGGAUAUUUUAACAAGUUAUCUGUUUUCUUGUUUGUUUUAACACAUCAUUAUUAUCCUCAUUAGUUGCAUAACCUAUUUAAGAGCGUUUUUCACUAGUUUUUGACAUUUCGCUGUACAAUUUACAGAAGGGCCCAAUCAGAGAUAUCAUGUUGGCAAUAUGCAUUGGAAAGAAUGCACAUUAUUCAAAUGUCAAUUCCUGAACUGCUAACAUUUAACUGGGGACCACUCAAUAUUUAUCGCAAGGAUCAAUCAAGAAAUAAGAAAAGGAAACUUGUUGAAAUAUUUUAUGCUGAGAAUUCUAUAUUGUACCAAAAGUAUAAUAUUGAAUAAAGCCAAUAAUAAUUAGAUACAUGUCUCAAUUCAGAGUGACUACUCAAGAGUCCUCAACUUUGACAAACACACUUAGCUUAAUUUAUUACUUUUGUAUAC